Molecule: messenger RNA, 1214 nt
Organism: Homarus americanus (American lobster)
Lineage: Eukaryota; Metazoa; Arthropoda; Malacostraca; Decapoda; Nephropidae
Exons: 4
Coding region: 39-1214 (391 amino acids)
Source: RefSeq, a predicted model, not a curated record
UCCCAACGGUAGGCGCCACUGGGUCAAGAUCACAACAGAUGUCAACAGAAAUCCAAACGGAAGGCGCCACUGGGUCAAGAUCACAACAGAUGUCAACAGAAAUCCCAACGGAAGGUUCCACUGGGUCAAGAUCACAACAGAUGUCAACAGAAAUCCAAACGGUAGGCGCCACUGGGUCAAGAUCUCAACAGAUGUCAACAGAAAUCCAAACGGUAGGCGCCACUGGGUCAAGAUCUCAACAGAUGUCAACAGAAAUCCCAACGGUAGGCGCAGCAGAGGGAAGAGCUUGCAUUGACGGGGCUAUUGGCGGCAUCAACGCUGUCACCACUACUACCCAACUAGUCUCAAACUCUACUGCCAGGACUCAACUCAGACGUGACUCACAAGGCCUCUAUGCAAUUAUGGGUGAGUUAGAGGAAGAGAGGAUGUUGAUGUUGAGUCAGAGGAGAGAGAUAACUGAAGAGACGCGACGAGACUGGGAGAGAUUACAGAUAAACAGAGAUACUGUUUUUCGCGCUUUAUUUUGUGAGGACACCACGAGUACAGUAGCGGAGCAAAUUAACCAGUUAAAACACCUGGUGAACUGGAUACAGAGAAUCCUAGUCUGUAAAACUCCUGUAGUUGAGAAGUUCAGGCAGUCACUAGAGGAAGUAUUGAAUAGAUGCCCCUCCAUGAUGGCACACCUGACUGUAGAAGCCCCUCAUGAGGACCUGGAACACCUUUCUCUGCGUACACAUCGGUUACUUAACUUGAAGGCUGACAGAGGUGAAGCUUCGUCAUCUCUUGCUGGUUGUGAUGACUGGCUGGACAGGUCACGUAUUGAUGCAUUUUUCAGGCAGGAGUAUUUAGAAAGACCUCAGUCAUCGGCCCGACCUGUCUCGCUGGCCCGACCUGUCUCGCCGGCCCGACCUCUGUCAUCACCCCGACCUGUCUCGCCGGCUCGACCUGUCUCGCUGGCCCGACCUCUGUCAUCACCCCGACCUGUCUCGCCGGCCCGACCUCUGUCAUCACCCCGACCUGUCUCGCUGGCCCGACCUCUGUCAUCACCCCGACCUGUCUCGCCGGCCCGACCUGUCUCUGUCUGCCGGGCCGACCUCUGUCAUCCCCACCUGUCUCGCUGGCCCGACCUCUGUCAUCGACCUGGCUGGCCGACCUCUGUCAUCACCCCUGACCUGUCUCUGCCGGCCGGCCGGCCCGACCUCUGUCAUCACUGA